Saccostrea cuccullata (small rock oyster) is the source of this 7291-nucleotide messenger RNA. RefSeq lists its product as uncharacterized. Gene Ontology annotation, molecular function: G protein-coupled peptide receptor activity; protein binding. The record is from RefSeq and is a predicted model, not a curated record. The transcript has 32 exons. NCBI's taxonomy places the organism in Eukaryota, Metazoa, Mollusca, Bivalvia, Ostreida, Ostreidae. Bases 156 to 7277 code for a protein of 2373 amino acids. Gene Ontology annotation, cellular component: plasma membrane. Gene Ontology annotation, biological process: adenylate cyclase-activating G protein-coupled receptor signaling pathway; activation of adenylate cyclase activity; hormone-mediated signaling pathway.
CACUGGACGUGAAUUUCGUUAAAUGUAUUUAGUACUAUACACAUUUAAUUACAAUGUUUUAAACGAGCAAUUUAUUUAAGUGGAACAAUUAUUCGGUAAAUUUUCUCUGCUCUGGUUCUGUUUCAGAACAAUUGUCCUGAGGACAGAAUUUAAAGAUGCUGGCAGUAAUUCUGAGUUUGGGGCUCGUUUAUCUUGGAUCUGGCUAUAUUGUGUCCGAAUGGGAACAACCAGUUUGUCCCUUCGUUGAAUGUCAGAACGCUGGUACCCUGGAUUUAACUAGCUGCCAUUGUAACUGUUCCUCAAACUAUUAUGGAUUUUUCUGUGAAAAACGUUUUCAGAACAGCAACUGGCCAGAUGGGACAUAUGCCCUCCCUGCCUCAAUGUUCGGUUGUCCUGAGACUGAAGACAGAGGCUGGACCUUAUCUUACAUUAACCUGACUCUCCCGGACUCCGCCCAACGACAGUACUGGAACACUAAAGACCCAGACCUCCUCAAUGGCAUCAUAGAGCCAAACAUACUGGGACCUUACUAUUAUCGUGCUAUUCAAAUGAACUUUUGUGUGAAAAAUCGAACCAGUGAUCAAGGAGAUGACAAUGAAACAACAACUGAGUGGCCCAAAGGGCAGUACUGUAUAUACAGUUUCAGCAACAUAUGCCCUCAAGGGUUUUCUAAUGGCAGCUUGACAAUAUCUGGUUAUCAGUUUACACUGCAGGAUAUAGGGGGCGUUAUUCCAGGGGAGACCGGAAACAACAUGAGUCUGAUGCUGAAAUUUUGUUGUAGAGAAGAUGAAGAUUACCGGACAUCAAUAAAACUACCAUCAGAAUUCCCGUUUGUUCUGUUUCAGAGUCAGUCAGCAGACGGUUGCCAGGAGGUAGAAUCUAUGUUUGUACAGCAGGAUUAUUUCUACAUGAACAAUGAGAACGAUAAAUGGGAGUAUAAGGGGACACUGCCCUUGUUUAAUACAACGGCAUUUAAUGAUUCAGUUGGCAUAGCGUAUUGCUAUUAUAAACCAUACGAACGUGAAUGUUAUUAUGAUACGGACUACGGAAACUCAUACAAUGGUAGAGCCAAUACUUCCGCUUCCGGAAAGACGUGUUUGAUUUGGACAGAGUCGUCUGAGACAUUUUAUCAUAACAGCAGGAGAGCGUAUCACGAGUUUGACGAGAAUUACUGCCGUGCCUAUGAAUACUACUCUUACAAAUCAGGGGAACCUUUAUGCCUGGUGGAGUAUCCAAGCGUCAGAGAAAAAUGCAAUGUCCCAAAGUGUGAGGAAGAAAGGGACUUGAGAGAAUUUGGAAAAUUCAAACCUUUCACAAGUGUUCAACAGGAUGGCGGAAACAAUGCAGAUUAUGCAGUAGACGGUUUCAUUGGUACUAAGAAUUCGUUUCUUUCUAACCGACCUUUGUUGAAGCCGUGGUAUCAAGUAAAUCUGCAGGAACAUAUUGAAGUUCAUGCUAUACUCCUUUACAGAUAUGCCACUUACAUGCCUCAUAAUCUGCGAUACCUUGGGACCUACGUCAGUAAGAAUCAGUGGGAUUUCAUUAACUAUGGCGCCGUUCGAUGUGACGACAUCAGACUCCCAGGAUACUCCAGAGUGUUCCGGUAUCAGUGCAGGCGUCCGGUGGUGGGUCAAUACGUCACCAUCCGGAACUUUGAUUUCACACAACCAGAUCAUAGUCCAGGCAAUUUCUAUAAAAUAGAAAUUAACGAGAUAGUUAUUUUAGGAAGAUCUACAAGCUGUGGGAGACCGUUAGGAAUGGCCUCUGGUAACAUCUAUGACUAUCAGCUGGGAUCAUCAUCUGAUGACACGGAAGGGGUUGAAGUAAUGCCACUCUCAUUUCGAGGUCGAUUGUAUUAUUCAGACCCUGGAUGGUGUGCAACAAAGAAGGAUAAAUCACCCUGGUUUUCUGUUGAUUUGAUUGUUCCGACAGUCGUGCAGGGGAUUUCAGUACAAGGUUGGGUAUCGGGAAAGGAGACAAAAUACAUCCAAUCAUUCACAGUGUCUUAUGGUGUUACAAGAAAAACAAUAAAUCGCUAUGAAGAUUCCCCCGGAGUUGUAAAAACUUUUCUCAUUGAUAAUACGGUAGCAGCUACUACACCACAGACGUUUAUGUUUCAUGGGGAUAUUCUGGCAAGAUACAUCAGAAUACAUCCAUCCGUAGCAGACGACCAACAAGCGUGUCUCAAGGCAGAAAUCAUAGGCUGCCAAAAACAAUUACAGAGGGAUAUCAGAUGUCAUAAAGGUACCGUGGACUAUGGAUUUGAGGAACUGAAAAGAUUUUCCUUCUGGCUUGAAAAAGAAGAUAAUUCUCCUUACGUUGUACGGAAUAUCUCCACUAUCGAGGGUUGUAGGCAGUUUUGUUUAAGUAAUAACGGUACUGCAUUAUCGUUUCAAAUAUAUUCAGACCGUACGGAAUGUUCACUAAGUUUUGGAGAUAGAUACCAUCCAACCAGACAAUCGGCUUGGGUACAAACAGGUGUAAUCCUUAAUCAGGCAGCACAUCGCCUUUGCUUCAAAGAGGCAAUGGAUAUAGCUCAAUGUUCAUUUUCAAUAAAUUUAACAAGGACGAACCAGUCCAUUAUCCGGUCACCAGGGUUCCCCUUUAGUUAUGGACAAGGACUGAAUUGUACCUGGAGUAUAUAUGCCGGGUAUUCUAAUUUUGUCAGGCUGGAAAUGGUCUAUUUACAACUCGCUAAAACAACAACAGAAAUAGAAUUGAAAGAGUUGGGGAUGUUUGAUAUAAAUCCAGGAAGGUGCAAAGACCAAAUAGUUAUACAUGACGAUUUGAGUACCUUAGAGAUCACCGCGGAUACACAAGAUAAAUUCCAGGAUACCGUCUUUAUCUCUUCUGGGAGAACUGUAUCUGUUUCACUGGUGUCUUGUUUCCAGAUGUCUGUAUCACAAUUAGAAAAGAGUUUUGAAAUAGAAGCUACAAAAUCAGAGAGACCCGGAUGUGGGAUGGCUACAGAAGGGUGCAUAAUCAGUUGUACAUUGCAGACAGCCUAUAUAGCGACAGACAGAUACCCCGCUCCAUACGAAGCAGGAGAAACGUGUACAUGGAACAUAGCUGGAACAUUUGGACAAUACGUAGAACUGAAUGUUGUUAAUUUAGAUGUUAUUAAUGGAGACGACACUUGUUCUAAGUCAUAUAUUGCAAUUUAUGAUAUCGACUUGAAUGGAAGGGAGGUGUUACUAGGAAAAUUCUGCAAGGAAAAUAGACCUUAUAGGAAUAUUACAUCGAGAUGGCACCAUAUGAGAGUAGAGUUUCGCUCUGGAAAUGAGAAUACUCAGGGUCAAGGAUUUUUGGGAAUGUAUACGUUUAUGAAUUUUACCCAAACAUGGUCAGAUGUUAGGAAUAAAGAAUGUUUAAAUGAUUGGCAUUACCACAAUGGAAGCUGCUAUAGAAUAUUCACUGAUGGCAUGGGUAUCACUUGGCCGGAAGCGAAACGGAAGUGUGAACAAUUCAAUGGCAGCCUUGUUAGCAUCUCUUCAAAAAGGGAACUUUCCUACGUUCAUUUUCUUGUCAAGAGCGAUGUAAAUAUCACAGGCGACUGGGAAAUUUACAUAGGUCUUCAAAAGAAAUACUCAGAAGGAAAACAUGAGCUGAAAUAUCUCUGGACAGAUGGAAACCCUUUAACUUUCACUGCAUGGUAUCGAGAUGAUGAUAUUAAGAACAGACAACCAAAUGGCGUCCAAAAUGAGCGAUGUACCAGUAUCAACUUUUACAGCAUACAUUCAUUGAGUGAUUGGCAUGACACUGCAUGUGCUUACAAUAAAAUCCAGAGUUAUAUGUGUGAAGUAGACCUCCAUCAAAGUUUAGAAACUAUCAGUCGAGAGAAUUGGUGGGGAAAUGGUUCUCUUGUUUCAAGGUCAGCAGAUCUGGAUAACAUUUUGUUCCAGUGUGAGAACACAGAACUGAUCAGCAGAUUGUUUGUGUGUGACGGAAUAGAGGACUGCUUUGACGGAUCAGAUGAGUACAACUGCUCUACAACAUGUACGGAGACUCAGUUCCAAUGCAGCAGUGGUGACUGUAUCUCUAUCAGUCUGUAUUGUGACUUUGUCAGCCAUUGUCCAGAUAACUCCGAUGAAACCAAUUGCAUUCCAAGACCAUGUACAGAAAAUGAAUGGAAAUGCUCCAGUGGUCAGUGUAUUCCCGCCAAAAACCUCUGUGAUAUGAAACCAGAAUGCGUCGAUGAAAGCGAUGAAAAACAAUGUGAAGGUUGUAAACAUGGAUUUGAAUGUUACGAUCAGACCUGCAUCCAUCCCUCUAAGGUGUGUGAUGGUUUUAUCGACUGUAGUGGAUUCUUCGCUGAGGACGAAUCUCAGAACUGUGAGGACAAUGUCCAGGAGACGUGCAAAGACUGGUGGGGACUGGGACGGAGAGAGAAUGGGGAAUAUCUCAUAAGUCUUGGCUUAGAAGGUUUGAGCCCUACGAGAGCCGAGUGUCGAUUUCAAAAGUCUGACAAUUACGUCACAGUGCAGACGAUAAUACACCAUUCCGAGGAAGAAACAUUGUUCUCUAGUCUACUUGAAGUUGAUGCUAAGUUAAAGUACUCUGCAAAUAAAAGACAAAUAUCAGUGCUAAAGAAUACCAAUAAAUGCAGUCAGGCUUUAAGAAUACGUUGUCAUUUCAUCAACCAUAAAUUAGACGUGUUUUGGGAAGGCGAAAACGGAGCUCAUAUUCACACAAAAUCUUUGGAUAGUGCUGCUGAAAACUGUUCAUGUCCAUUUGUGAAUAAAUGUGAAGAAGGAAAAGUAAAGUGCAAUUGUAAUUCCACUAUGGGUGAAUGGUACGGUGCUGAGGCCACAGAGGUAAGGGAGGAUUCGGGUGUUAUCACUAACCAUUCACUCCUACCAAUCCAGAAACUGUUCUUCUAUCGCCCGGGGGAGAACAAAUUCGUGAAAGUAAACAUAGGGCCUCUUAUUUGCACGCAAGAGACAGACGAUGUUAACAAAGAUUUUCUUUGUCGGACGGGAAAGAUUGUGGCAAUGUCAACACGAUGUAUUCUUGAUUACAGUGAAAACGGGGAUAUAUUUGGCUGUCGAGAUUUGUCCCAUUUGGACGAUUGCGAUUCCACACAGUGUCCUGUAGGUUAUAUGAAAUGUCCCGGAAGUUUUUGUAUUCCUCCGCGAUUUAUCUGCGAUGGUGAGAAGCACUGUGAAAACGGAGUCGACGAAAUGCAGUGUGGAUCUUGUCCAGGGUUAUUCAGAUGUAAAAAGAGCAAAGUCUGCUUAGAUCCACAAAGGUUAUGUGACAAUAUCCCCCACUGCCCUAUCAGAGACGACGAACUACUUUGUAAUAUCACGUGCCCGGGAGAGAAUAUCUGUGAUGGCCUUUCUGGAAUGCUUGGAAGUUUUCAGAAUAUUAGUACGGAAAGGCUUCCAAAAGAGUUGAGGUUUUUAAACAUUAGUGGAAAUGAUUAUAGCAAUGGUUUGCCAUCUAUUCAUCAUUUCAUUCAUUUAAUCAGAUUAUUUAUUACAGACUGCAAUUUGACAUCAAUAAAGCCAUAUUCCUUUGUCAACCAGCAAAAUCUUUUGAUACUUGAUCUCAGAAAUAAUAAAAUAACCCAUAUAUAUUCCAAUGCCUUCACUGGACUAGUGUCUCUGAAAGUGCUGAACUUAGAGGGGAAUGAUCUAAAUAAAAUAGAAGAUACGGCUUUUCUAGGAUUGAAGACUUUACCUAAAUUAGUUUUAAUAAGUAACAAUUUGUGGUCCAUUAAACAGGAUACUUUAGUGGGCCUACAACACAUUAGUCUACUGAAUUUGUCAUCAAACAAUAUUCAUUAUGUUUCGGAUUAUGCUUUUCAAAACUUGUCUGGAUUAUCAGUGUUGGAUCUACGAAACAAUAAAAUUAGAGACUUUUCAUCUGAAAUCUUUUAUGGGCUUUCGAAACUGGAGAAGUUGUACACAGACUCCUAUGCAUUCUGUUGUCUGAAGCCUCAGUCAGUCAAGGAAUGCCUACCAAAUGCUGAUGAAUUCUCUUCUUGUGAUGACCUCAUGAAAAAUACUAUCCUUUCUACGUUCUUGUGGAUCAUGGGAUUUAGUUCCUUGUUGGGAAAUCUUGGAGUCUUCAUUUUCAAAGUGUUUUUCGACUCAGAAACUCUGAAAAAAGGCCAUGGAAUUUUCAUCACGAAUUUGAGCGUUUCCGAUUUUCUAAUGGGUGUCUACUUAAUAAUCAUAGCCUCGGCUGAUGGACAUUAUCGCGGGAGAUAUAUCUGGAAUGAUUUGCAUUGGAGAAACAGUAUAACUUGUCAAAUAGCUGGUAUGCUUGCUACUAUUUCGAGUGAGACUUCGGUCUGUUUGCUAUGUUUGAUUACCGUUGAUCGCCUCAUCGCUGUCAAAUUUCCAUUUGGACAGUUUAGGUUCACCAGAAAGAGAGCUAUAUUUAGUAUUGGCGUCUUGUGGAGUACUACCGUGGGUAUGGCAGCCAUUCCGCUGAUUCCAGGAGGAUACUUUCAAGGAGAGUUCUACUCUCGCUCUGUCGUCUGCCUGGCUUUACCUCUAACCAGAGACAGACCUGCUGGAUGGGAGUACUCCACUGCAAUCUUCAUCAUACUCAAUUUCCUUCUAUUUGUGAUUAUUGCAUUAGGACAAUGUCUGAUAUACACAGAGAUUUCACAAACAACUACCAAAAUAAAAUCCACAAAGAGGAACCAGGAUAUGGCUAUCGCCCGAGGGCUAUUUCUUGUGGUUUUGUCUGACUUUGUCUGCUGGUUCCCAGUUGGAAUUAUGGGGUUACUUGCCUUAAAGGGUCACGUGAUAUCUGGAGAGGUGUAUGCCUGGGUCGCCGUUUUUAUCCUCCCGAUCAAUUCAGCUUUAAAUCCAUUCCUCUAUUCCUUUGCAAACCUAAGGAAAAGGGUUGAGACAAGAAUGUCAUCCAAAAAGAGAACAAUAUCUCGAUCUACCACAGAGACGCUGACCGACCUCUGCGAUAACGAGCUCUUUGUGAUCGGUAAAAACGCCCCACUGUUCGUCACGCUCUCUGACUACAUGCACAAUCACAAGCUUACUGUACCGGACAUGAAAUUCAUCAUCCUUCGAUUGGCCGAGGCUAUGAAAUUCUUGCAUGAGCGAGAUCUAGUUCACGGGUGUUUGGAUACGAAUCUUGUUUCACUCAAUAUUGAGAAUGGGAAAAUAAAAGAUCUAUCUGUGAAGAUUGUACCCCGUGAAGCUCAAGAAGACGAGGAUAUUCCAAACGACAUCAAACAACUGGGGGAAUUAGCUGUUAAAAUGCUGAAAAACCACCAAACUAACACUACCAAAAAUACUCAUUAGGGUAAAAACAAAAA